GGACCAGGGGGCUUGUAGAAGGUGCUGGCGGAUAAGAAAGUCCUCUUUUCUUCUAUCCGCUUUUCUGGGUUGUUCGAACGUCCCCGGACGACUUCAUGCGUAUUUAAUUGAGAAAACGCACAGGCAGGCAAGGUCGGUUAGGGGGCCGGCGGGAUCAUUUCUGCUUCCGGUGCCAAAGGGCACGUGGAAUGUAAACACGGGACCACGGAGUGGCUUUCAGAAUGGCUUCCUUUGGGUGGAAGAGGAAGAUUGGUGAGAAGGUAUCCAAGGCCACAUCGCAGCAGUUUGAAGCUGAAGCUGCCGAUGAGAAGGAUGCAGCUGAGAACGAGGAUGGGAGCUGGGUUCAUGCCAGCAAACGGAGGAAGGAAACCCUCCAGGAAGGCUGCAAACUGAAGAGUAAGCAGCUGAAGGACGAAGGCGCUAAUCUGGCUGAAAAGAAAAGGUACCAGGAGGCAAUUCAGAAGUGGGACGAAGCACUGCAGCUGACCCCAGAUGAUGCCACCCUUUAUGAGAUGAAAUCACAGGUCCUGAUGUCCCUUCAUAAAAUGUUUCCAGCAGUACAUGCAGCCGAAAUGGCUGUCAAACGUAACCCACACUCAUGGGAGUCUUGGCAGACUUUAGGCCGUGCUCAGCUUGGAUUAGGAGAGAUAGUCCUGGCAAUUCGAAGUUUUCAAGUAGCCCUCCACAUAUACCCAAUGAACCCAGAAAUAUGGAAGGAGGACCUUUCUUGGGCAAGAAAGCUCCAGGAACAGCAGAAAGUAGCUCAGAGGAUUGAAAAAAAAGAAAUUCCACCCGAAGGAACAGACAUCUCCCCAGAGUCAAUCCCUGACUAUGACUUUGAAAGCGACGAGAUCGUUGCUGUUUGUGCAGCUGUUGCAGAGAAACAGAAGUUGGUGUCUGCAAAUAAAACCAUGGUUAUCGUGUCAGCUUCUGGAACUGUGGAAAUAGUCAAUGAGAAGGAAGAGGGCACCUCCACCCCAGAUGGUGCUGUCUUUAUCAAAGCCCGAUGAAGUAUACGUGGUGAAAAGAUGUUUGAAUCUAGGUUUUUUUUUUUUGUUUGGUUGGUUUUGGUUGCUACUUAAUGCUUAGAUGACAUUCGAUAUCCACCUUGGAGGGGGAGGGCAAAACUUGAGUUUUUCAGAUGAGGCAUAUAAAAAUCAAGUAGUGGAAUUCUUUAGUGAUUGGACAAGCAAAUUAUACUUAAGGUUAGCAUCUUAAGUGAAAUGUGUUUUGACUGUUGAACAUUUGAUUGGACUGUUGGGAGAGGACAUUUGAAGAUACAAUUUGGAAAUUGUGUUCUUGAAUAGAGAUUAACUUACAGGCAGUGUUAUUACAAUGUAGACUUGCAGACUUUGGUUUUAUGAUAAAGGAAGCGUGUGACUUCUCUCCCUCCUAGAAAUCCGCCAUUUGUCUCCUUUCCAUUUUUCUAGCUGCACUAGUGCAAGCUUGAAUAUUUCUGACAUUCAUCUUGAUUCAAAGUUAUCGUUUGGUUGUAUUUGAUAUAUUUGGAAGUUUGCCUAAAAAUGCAUGCAAAUGUCUGUAUCCUGAACAUUUCCUUGAAUUUUUGUUCUAAUUUGUGCUUAUGUUUUGACUUUAAAGUUAAAAGGUGGUAACUGUUUUCUUCAGUACUUGCUAACUGUGAAUACUGAUGUCAGAGUGACGUUUCAUUUCAUUGUCAAGGUCAAGUCAUCUUUGUCACAAGUCAUUCAUUUGUAAAGGUGAAUGGCAUUUGGAGAUUGUCAGUAAAUUCUACGAUUACAUUAUCCUGGUCAAAACAGAGUUUCUUUCCUUUUUUUCCUUUUACAGGGGAGGAUGUAGCUAGGCCCCUAGCAUGCUAGACUAGUAUUCUGUUGCUGAUCAAAAUCCUCCUAUUUCUUUUCUGAUUUUUACAAGUAUGCAGAGCCCAGCAAACAAAUAGUAAGACAGGUCUUCCUUUUUAACCCAGGCUAGCCUCAAGACUCUUCCUGCCUUGGCGUCCGGGACUACUGGGAAUACAGGCUGGGGCUGCCACAGCUGACGGAUAUUUCUCGCUUGUAACUUUGCAGUGGACAGUUUGUAAAUGUCUUUCCAAAGACGCUUUUGUGGAAGUAUUCAAUGAAAUGAAAAAAUAGUUACAGUUUCACAUCGGUAUAAAAUAGCAGUCUUUAAAGUAAAAAGGCAUUGAUAUUAUUAGGGUGACAGUAUAUGACUGACAAGCAGGGAACUGGAAUGUGAUUGGUAGUGUAAUCCCAUGUGUGGAGCAGGUAUGGUAAGGAAGCAAAUGUCUCUCAUCCCAGUCUUGUCGAAGGCAAGGCAAGAGGACUCAUGAACUCACGGCCAGCCGGGGAGACACGUAGUAAGACCUUGCCUCAGAACAAAGCAAAAACAGUGGAAAAUAAAUCAACCAAAGAAAAAAGCUUAUUAAAAAUCCUCAUUCACAGUUACAAACCAAUACUAUUAUUACCAUGGGUGACUGUUUCUAUUAUGUAUAUUGUAGUACAAACAAAACAUACACACUGUCAGGUGCUGUUCUUCCUGAUACUCACGAAGAUAUAAAUGAUGUAAUUUUUCUCCAUUAGAGAUGAAAGUUAUUUCUGUUGUGUUAUGAAAUCUUAACAAAAAGUUGGAACAUGUAAUUAUGGGCAGCAUUUUUGUGAGGAUGAUAUGUUUUAGAAGGUAUUUUAGGGAAAUGUUCAUUUUUUUUUUCUUUCCGGUUGGAGAAAUCAGCAGUUGCUUUAAAUAGUGUUACAUCCCCCUAAACUCUGUCAUCCAGAAAUAAGCCCUGAAUGGAGAGGUCAGCUUUAGAAUGAGUGAAGAAAAAUACUUUGUUAAAUAGCAGGGGAUAUUCUCAGAGGACAGAUGGCUAGAGAGGCGAGUACGUCACAGUCGCUACGUUACAUCUGGAUAUCUGCUUAUUGUGUAAUUUGUGAAAAAAUAGCCUUUCCCUUGUGUCUUGGAGAUUUUCCUCUUCGAUUUUGAGAAUUAGGUAGAUUUUAUUUUUCUCUAUGUAAAAAUAUGCAUGAAACAUUUGUAUGGUUCCCCACGAGCACUGCUUAGUCAAUUCUAGCCAUUUCUAGGAAGAACUUGUCUUAGUUUGGGAAUACUUCCUCUCACUUCCUUCUGAUUUUAGGAAAGACUUUUUUUUCUUUUCUUUUUUUUA
Messenger RNA from Chionomys nivalis (European snow vole), 3139 nucleotides. It is a transcript of the gene Ttc33, whose product is annotated as tetratricopeptide repeat domain 33. Bases 222 to 1010 code for a protein of 262 amino acids. The record is from RefSeq and is a predicted model, not a curated record. Lineage: Eukaryota; Metazoa; Chordata; Mammalia; Rodentia; Cricetidae. The transcript is spliced from 5 exons. Gene Ontology annotation, molecular function: protein binding.